This is a messenger RNA of Aspergillus costaricaensis CBS 115574, 930 nucleotides long. Its product is annotated as putative glycerol dehydrogenase (GCY1). The transcript is spliced from 7 exons. The coding region runs from base 1 to 930 and encodes 309 amino acids. Gene Ontology annotation, molecular function: aldose reductase (NADPH) activity. The record is from RefSeq and is a predicted model, not a curated record. Gene Ontology annotation, cellular component: cytosol. Lineage: Eukaryota; Fungi; Ascomycota; Eurotiomycetes; Eurotiales; Aspergillaceae.
AUGGCUCCUCCCACUCACUUCAAGCUCAAUACGGGCGCCGUCAUUCCCGCUGUCGGCCUCGGAACCUGGAAAUCCGAGCCAGGAGAGGUCGCAAAGGCAGUGGCCUUCGCCCUCAAAAAUGGAUACCGGCACAUUGAUGCGGCAUUAAUCUACGGUAACGAAACCGAGGUCGGCCAGGGAAUUAAGGAUAGCGGCGUGCCCCGCAAGGACAUAUUCAUCACCAGUAAGCUUUGGAACACACAUCACCCAAAUGUCAAGGAGGGUCUACAGAAGACCCUGGAUAGCCUGGGCACCGACUAUCUUGAUCUUUACCUUAUUCAUUGGCCCGUUCGACUGGUUCCUAAUGAGACGAGCGAGCUUCUGCCGGUAAACCCGGAUGGCACCCGCUCGGUGGACCGAUCGUGGGAUCAGAAUGAGACCUGGCGCCAGAUGGAGGAGGUUUACAAAGCUGGUAUGGUCAAGGCGAUUGGGCUCGCAAACUGGUCCAUUCCCUAUUUGGAGGAGCUCCGCAAGACAUGGACCGUUGUGCCGGCUGUAAACCAAGUUGAGCUGCAUCCUUUCCUCCCUCAACAUGAACUCCGAGAGUAUUGCGACAAGCUUGGUAUACUCCUCGAAGCAUAUUCCCCUCUAGGUUCUACCGGGGCUCCUAUCAUGUCAGAUCCUGAGAUCCAACAGAUUGCGGAUAAGAAUGGAGUUUCCGCCGCCACGAUCCUCAUCAGCUACCACGUCAACAAAGGCGUGGUUGUUCUUCCGAAAUCGGUGAGUGAGAAGCGCAUUGCUAGUAACAGAGAGGUUAUUUCACUAUCUAAAGAGGAUCUGUAUGUGCUGGACGGAAUGGCGGCUGCGGGCAAGGCGAAACGCUUGAAUACGCCGCUGUGGGGAUUUGAUCUGGGCUUCGCGGACUGGUACGGUCCGGUGAAGUCGCAGUAA